AUGAAGGCAUCAAACUCAAAGCGUGUCAAGAAGCCAUGGACCGAGCGCCGUAGCCUCGUGCAGAUGCGUUACCGACGGAAAGGCACACUACGGCGUAUGCUGUAUAGCUAUUUCGAUGACUGUCGUUGCAAAGGUGUCUACCUUCUCAUCCAUGAAGACAAUCGGUACUUCACAGUUAACUUUAACAAAUCUGAUUCGAGCAUCCACUUUCCACCAUCAGAUAAAGAUAUAGUGAGUGAUAUCCAGUACAAUUCUGGAAAGAUGCAGCUCUUACAGAAACAGGAGAUGCAUUACCCCCCUCCGUCCCGAACAACGUGCGAGAACUACAUGGAAUAUCAGAAUUCUAGGGAGGUGAAAGGAGAAAAACAAGGGAAACUGGAGAAUAAGCAUUGA
This is a messenger RNA of Histoplasma capsulatum G186AR, 393 nucleotides long. RefSeq lists its product as uncharacterized. The transcript has a single exon. NCBI's taxonomy places the organism in Eukaryota, Fungi, Ascomycota, Eurotiomycetes, Onygenales, Ajellomycetaceae. Bases 1 to 393 code for a protein of 130 amino acids. The record is from RefSeq and is a predicted model, not a curated record.